Lactuca sativa (garden lettuce) is the source of this 480-nucleotide messenger RNA. The record is from RefSeq and is a predicted model, not a curated record. Lineage: Eukaryota; Viridiplantae; Streptophyta; Magnoliopsida; Asterales; Asteraceae.
AUGGACACAUGUGCCUCUGCAAAGGUACCAAUGGGCUUCAGACACAAGAUCUUUGCCGACCCUUCGGGUGUUUCUGUUAAUGAAAAGAAGUAUUGUGGAAUGAUGGGAUCUCUACUCUAUCUCACAACAAGUCGUCCGAAUAUUAUGUUCUCAACAUAUUUAUGUGCCAGAUUUCAAGUUAAUCCAAAGAUGUCUCAUCUUUUAGCCGUGAAAAAAAUCUUUCGAUACCUCAAAGGUACCAAGAGUCUCGGAAUCUGGUAUCCAAAAAAUGAGAGCUUGCUACUUCAAGCUUACUCUGAUUCGAACUACGGUGGUCUUCAACUCGAUCAUAAAAUCACUUCAGGUGGAUGUCAAUUCUUAGGUGGUCGUUUGAUUAGUUGGUCAUCCAAGAAAAAGAACUGCAUUACUCUCUCAAUAGUUGAAGCUGAAUACAUUACUUCUGCCAGCUGUACUUCUCAGGUUAUGUGGAUGAAGUCUUAA